Molecule: messenger RNA, 559 nt
Organism: Melozone crissalis (California towhee)
Lineage: Eukaryota; Metazoa; Chordata; Aves; Passeriformes; Passerellidae
Gene: SNRPG
Product: small nuclear ribonucleoprotein polypeptide G
Exons: 4
Coding region: 54-284 (76 amino acids)
Biological process (GO): mRNA splicing, via spliceosome; spliceosomal snRNP assembly
Cellular component (GO): U1 snRNP; U5 snRNP; precatalytic spliceosome
Molecular function (GO): RNA binding
Source: RefSeq, a predicted model, not a curated record
GUGACGUCAGAGCGCGGCAGCGCGGCAGAGACGGGCCGGGGGCUGCGGGCGCCAUGAGCAAAGCGCACCCGCCCGAGCUGAAAAAGUUCAUGGACAAGAAGCUGUCGUUGAAGCUGAACGGCGGCCGGCACGUGCAGGGCAUCCUGCGGGGCUUCGACCCCUUCAUGAACCUGGUGAUCGACGAGUGCGUGGAGAUGGCGGCAGGCGGGCAGCAGAACAACAUCGGCAUGGUGGUGAUCCGAGGGAACAGCAUCAUCAUGCUGGAAGCUUUGGAACGGGUAUAAACCCCUGGAGAACCCCAAAUCCCCACCACCACUUCCAUUCCCUUGUCCACGAUGCCGCCCACGCGUGAACAAUUAUUUUGGUUUUGUUAUUAAAUCAGUUUUGUAAUGGUUGACCUAACUCAAGCCUUUGUCACAUCAAUUUUUGGCAGCUGGGUGUUAAUUCUGCUCCUAACCCUGGGAAAACUCAUGGAAAACCUUUUCAUUUAUGGGAGUGGGUGUUAAAUUUGUGCUAUUUUUGGUGGUUUUCUCUUUCAAAACAUGGACACUUAACAAUU